This is a messenger RNA of Cannabis sativa, 2737 nucleotides long. Its product is annotated as MND1-interacting protein 1-like. Lineage: Eukaryota; Viridiplantae; Streptophyta; Magnoliopsida; Rosales; Cannabaceae. The transcript has 2 exons. The record is from RefSeq and is a predicted model, not a curated record. Bases 231 to 2441 code for a protein of 736 amino acids.
ACUUCUCUCUCUCUCCUCUCUCUUUCUCUCUCUAAGUUUCAGCAACGAAACGCCGAUCAUCAUCAUCUAUUUCUCUCUGUGAGUUUCUUUUCUUCUUCUUUCCUUCUCUUCAGAUUGAAUCUUCUUCCAUCAAUUUCAUUGUUGUUGUUGUUGUUGAUUAUUGUUAUUGUUUUUUUUUUUCAUUUCUUGAAUUACUUAAUUGUGUUUCUUGGUAUUCGCCAUUGAUAUACAUGGGUUGUACUGUGAGAGAGAAGCAUGUUCGUGCGAACCGGAGGUCAAGAUCUGUGAAACUGGAAACUGAUCCUUGUUGUUUAUUAGAUAAAGAAUCCAUUUCGAAAUCGAUACUUGAAUCGGGUCUAAUUAAACCAUUGAGUAAUAAUAAGAAUAAUAACAAUAUGGGUUCGAUUGAUUCUACCAGCCUAAGCCCUAAAAUUCCCAUUCCUAAUGAUAGCCACAUAUCUAGUAAUGAUGAUAGUGGGUGGGGGUACUGUACAGAGGAACAAUUGGAGGAAAUUUUGUUGAAGAAUUUGGAUUUUUUGUAUAAUGAAGCUAUUUCUAGGCUUGUUGCGUUGGGUUAUGAUGAGGAAAUUGCGCAUAAAGCUAUUUUGAGUAAUGGGCAUUGUUAUGGAGGCAUGGAUGUUUUGACCAAUAUAUUACAUAACUCGCUGGCUUAUUUGAAUAGUAGUUGUGGUAGUAGUAAUGAGAAUUCUUCUGAUGAAUCUGAACAACGUUGUGCUGAUUUGAGGCAGUUGGAGAAGUAUUCUCUUGCGGGUAUGGUGUCUUUGUUGCAACAGGUUAGGCCUCAUUUUAGUAAAGGAGAUGCAAUGUGGUGUUUGCUAAUGAGUGAUCUUCAUGUAGGUCGUGCGAGUACUAUGGAAAUUCCGGUUCUUACUUCGUCUUCUGGUAAUGGUGGUGGUGCUGCUACUUCUGCUGCUGCUGCUUCUGGUGCUGCUGACAAUGUUAAUAAUGGUAGCAAUUCAGCUGGUGCUGUGACACCCGCACUUUGUAGGUUCCAUAGUGGUUGGGGUUUCGGAAAUGGUGGAGGCCCUGAGUCGCCAAUUCAUGGCUUUUUUUCUCAUGGUGGGGAUGCCACUUUGCAUAGAGAAAUUGAGUGUCCAAAAAGGCUUAACCUUUCUCCUGCAAUGAAGUCGUUGUUGAAAAGGAAUGUUGCAUUGUUUGCAGCUGGAUUCCGCGCAAACUCAAAACAGUGUCAACCACAAGCCGAAGCUUGCUUGAAUACAGUGGCAAGUGGGAAUGCUUUGGUUGGAUCAGGUGCUGAAGUUUCUGCCAAGCAGUGUGAGGAGCCUCAUAAUACGAAAAACCAGGAAGCUGUUAACUCAGUAUUAAGUAAAUUCCGUGAUCUCAAACUUGAUGAGUAUUCAGAGUUAGUGGCUGAGGAUCAGAAGGAUGAGCUGAUAGUUAAUCUGCUUCAUCAGGUCAAGGAUCUUGAGAAACAAGUGAAGGAGAGGAAGGAGUGGGCUCACCAAAAGGCUAUGCAAGCUGCAAGAAAGCUAAGUAAUGAUCUCAGAGAACUUAAGCUGUUAAGAAUGGAAAGGGAGGAGACUCAGAGAUUAAAGAAAGGAAAACAAACUCUUGAGGACACAACAAUGAAGAGACUUUCAGAGAUGGAGAAUGCUCUGAGGAAAGCUAGUGGUCAAGUAGACCGAGCAAAUGCUGAUGUGAAACGUCUUGAGACUCAGAAUGCAGAAAUAAGAGCAGAGAUGGAGGCUUCCAAAUUAAGUGCUGCAGAAUCAGUUACUGCUUGUUUGGAGCUCACAAAGAAGGAGAAAAAGUGUUUGAAGAGGCUUUUGGUUUGGGAAAAACAAAAAGCCAAGCUGCAAGAGGAUAUUAACAAUGAAAAAGAAAAGGUUUUAGAUGUAGAGCAAACUUUGUCCCAGGCCAAGCAAAAUCUAAAGGAAACUGAGUUGAAGUGGAAACAGGAGGUGAAGGCUAAACAGAUCGCCUCAACAGACCUUGUAGUAGAAAGACGCUUGAAAGAAUCAGCUGAGAUUAGUAGCAAGAGAAAGCUUGAAGCUUUGCGCGUAAAGAUAGAGCUAGAUUCCCUGCGUCACAAUGAUGAUGUCCAAAGGCUCGAGGAGGAACUUGCACAUUUAAAAAUGCUAUCUCUGUAUACUGAGUCGCAUGAAUCAUCAAAUAAGUUACCUACUGGGAACUUUAAAGGGAUCAAACCCCAAGGAGAGACAAUUGGCAAGCCGCUUCGUGAACCAGAUAAUGUAGAUGAUUCUUCAAAAGAAGAAAACUCUGAUAGGAAAUGCAUAGUUUGUUUGAAUGAUGAUGUUUCGGUUGUUUUCUUGCCAUGCACUCAUCAAGUCAUGUGUGCUAGCUGCGGUGAUGAUUUUGGAUUAACAGGAAAAGCUCAUUGUCCCUGUUGUCGGGUUCCAGUUGAACAGAAAAUCCGAGUUUUUGGGGCAAGUUCAUAGCUGGAACGAACAAGUUUUGCAUACAGUCAUUUCGGAGAGAUGGCCACCUGAUUUGCUUUGCAUUGUGAUUUGGUGCAUCAGCAGAAACAAUGUAAAUAAAAAGAAAGUAUUUUUCAGGUUUUUUUUUUCUUACACAGAAUAUGUCAUGUUGGUUUUGCCAUUGGCUUGUUGAUUUGUAACAUAAGCCAAUGGUUUUUUUUUGUUCUCUGGAAAUAAGCCAAAGUUUCGUAAAACAUUUGAGCCAUAUGAUAUUGGUAUUCUUCCAAAAAAGAAAUGUUUAUGCUAUUUUUUUAAAA